Messenger RNA from Acanthoscelides obtectus, 10839 nucleotides. NCBI's taxonomy places the organism in Eukaryota, Metazoa, Arthropoda, Insecta, Coleoptera, Chrysomelidae. The record is from the annotation of a GenBank genome assembly.
AUUCGAUGCAAUCCUUAUGCAAGAACCACUUCCUGCAGAACCUGUACCGGAAAAUCGACGGUGCUUUGCUGUGGUCGCAGAAUGAACGCAACCUGGAGUGCGUGAUCACCUUCCAGACGCAUUCGAUCCUGCAACGGUUCAUGCUCAGAUUCGAUUUCCUGCAAUUGGACUGCAACGACCACCUGUACAUUUAUGACGGCGCUCAUGCUGUCGGUACUUAUAAGUUCGACCUAUCCUGUAAGAAUACUAAGCAAAACCUAGGAGCUAUGUUCACCCGAACAAAUUACGUAACAUUAAAGUAUGUGACAGACGCGUGGGGUACCGAAUCAAACGGAUUCAAGUUGGUUAUCACAGCUGUCAAGGAUCCAAAACACGCAUGUACAGAAUUUAGAUGUACUCUUAGAGAAUUCUGCAUAGCGACAGAAUUAGUCUGUGAUGGCAUCAACCACUGCGCUGAUGGAUCGGACGAAUCUUCUACAACCCUAUGCCAAAACAACGACACCGGGACCAUCAUGGGUAUGGAAGUGACGUGGUUUGUCGUUUUGUUAAUCAGUACCUUAUUAGUACUCUUAGUAAUGAUAGUGGCUGUGUCAAUUUGUAUAUGUCGGAGGGGUUGGCACAACGGUAGAGGUAUCCAACAGCAGAACGCUUCUUACUCACUACAGCAGAUGUACGGGUCUAACGGCGCCAUGAAGCAGGCCAUGGGCGGUAUCGGAGGCGGGGGCAGCACGACGACGCUACCGCGGACCACUGGCGGCUCGCCCACUGCCGGUAACCAAAAUCAACUGUCGGGAAACUGGCGCCGCCCUGCGGGCCCGUUAGGGUUCCUCAGCACGCUGGUCCGGGCCCGCCUCUACUGCAGCCGGGCAAAGUGAGGCGUGACGCGCCGGCCAAUGGCAAUACCGCCCCCGAUCAUACUGGAGGCGGGGCAUUGGCAGACGGCGCGCCGCUCCAACACGCCCAGAAGGACGAAUGGUUCGUCUAGCAUUAGAGGCGACCGGGUCGCAGCCUGCAGGGUGAGUCGAGCGCAGAACCCAGCGCUCGGCCUUGAAAAAGCAUCAAACCGCAGCUCCAUGGCAGUAUCAACACCAAUCCCAUCGGUACUACAUGUAAUGAUACCAAAACUAUAACGCUUCGGCGCGGAGGUGCACCCUUAUGAACAAUACAACCUUAGCUAAUUAUUAUCGUAACCUGUAUUAAAAGAGUUUGCAGACAUAGUAAACUAUAGUUUGCGAAUUUUGCCUGGAAGUGCGGAUUUCAGUCAAUCACAGUAAAAAAGAAUAUGCGUUCACGUUCUUAUAGUUCUGUAAUCUGUCAAAAUAUUUUUAAAAUGAUAAUCACUUUACUAUUACGCUGAGUCGAUGUCGAAAUACAUUCCCAAAAUGCUCUCACUACUAUAGAAGCUUAUUUAGAUCCCAAAAGCGUUAUUUUUCACUACCGAUUGUGUUCAUAGAAGAUCUUUAUGUCUGCAUUGAGGGCAUCGAUGAAUAGCGUCUCAUUGCAAAGAUCUAGUAAUAUAAACAACCUCACAAGAAAAUAUCUUACACCCGAUUCAUUAUUGCCAACGUUGCAGACUAACACAAAAAUGUCACUUGCUGAUCAGCUGUUCACCUCAGUAGACGUCAAAGCAUGAUGGAUACUCGUGAAAUAGGGUAUGGAUGUUGAUCGUGUGACAUUCGCCUUUAAGAAUCAACAUCUAGAUAUGAUGUCAGAACUUAGCACCACCAUAGCUGCGUCGGUUUAGUACAAAUCGACAUUUGAGGAUAUUGAGGUUGAGCGUCAGAGACAGGUUAGACAACAUAACAUCAUCAAAGAUAUGGUCUUUUUCAUGAGUAUCCAGUACGUUUUGACGUGUACUGAGGUGAACAGCUGAUCAGCAAGUGACAUCUUUGUAUUAAAUUCUGUAAGGUUGAAACAAUAAAUCGGGUAAAAUUCAUGACCGUAUUUAGAACUGUUUAUACCAAACACAAUCAAAAACUAGUUACGUUCUUUUAUUCCUACCUAACUUUGUAAAUAGAUAGUUAUGAUCACUACCAACCAUUUUGCUUGCAGCAUUUUUUCUGGUGUGGUCUAAAUAAAAGCAUUGUUACGCCCCUUUCACAAUAUCCGCGGCGCGCGCCUGAUGCGGCGUUGGGCUAUGGGAGUAGAUGAGUCUUUCCACACAAUAUCCAGCGCGCGGCGGACUCCACUUCGCCGGGCAUGCGGCCUCCACCCCGGACUACUGUGCGAAGGGCUAUUGUUGUUAUUGGGGUUUUCACACGGUCCGGCGCGGGCAGCACGCCCCAGCCUCUAGUCUUGGGUCUGCACGCGCCGGAUUUUGUAAAAGAGUACUUAGAUCCGUCAGAAUUGUGCGUCACCUGUCGACAUGGGCUGUUUUGAAAUGUUGCGAGAUUGUGAAUGCAUUGCUUCCUGAACUCUCAGACUUUUGCCUAUAACCCACAAUCUACCGAUGCCUUCAACGCCGAAUGUUAAAAUAAGAGUCAGUUACCUUAGACUCAUAUUUACAGUCAACCCUUAAGAGCUGACUGCCGAUUAAGGUACUUGAGGUUUCCUUUGACAAUUCGCUGAUAGAUAUCACUAUAAUCUCUAAAUAGCGUUAUUGUACAACCAUGGUAUCCCACACGGUUUUACGCCAAGAAACUCGCAGCGAAUAAAUAGAUUUGUGGCUCAUGAAUUCACUACCGUUAUAGAUGUGGUUUCUCAUUUUGUUACGUAGAAAAAACAUUUUUUUUAGUAGUAAUAAUUUACAACCAUCUAUUCAUCAGAAUAUAUCAUUAUCCUUAGUGAGAACAACUAUCGUGGACCUCAAAGUUCAAUACGUGUCAAUAACAAGUAACUUCGUAAUGAGCGCUUAUAUCUUCUCGACCAAAUAAUUUUUUUCGAAAUAGAGAAUGCAUAUGACACAGUUCUAAUUGAAAAACAGAACUUACGGAUAAUUGCUGCAUAACAAAUUUAAUGAAGUGUACUGUUUCAAGUCUAGUAAUGAACACACAAAUUAUAUGUUUAUAAAACAUAUAAGCCAUUAUUAAAUCAUUCUUGGAGUACAAUUUUUUUGUAAAUAAGGUACCAAGCCUCAAAAUAUAAACCUUUUUGUAUCAUUUCAAUUGAGAAGCGAGAUUUUCGGAUUUUCGUAAAACAUGUAACUCUAGAUUUCUCGAAAUAAAGUCAUUUCGGCUAAGCACCUUAUUACCCCAAGUCCCUUACUUAACAUUUGCAUUUCACGGUAGGUGUUUACAGUUUACUCGACGAUCUUCAAAAUAUCAAAAAUUCUCAGUUUUCAAAGUUAACAAAGCUCUCAAAAUGUUCAAGUUUUAAAAAAUUAACAUAACUUAAAAAUUUGAGAAUUUUUUAAUAAUUUGGGUAUACCGGAAAUUUUAAACACUUUAGAAGAUGUCGAAGACUCCCAUAAGGGUCGACUAUGACUGACAACGUCUAUCAGGAUUUAUUGAUAAAAACUUUUAUAAGAUUGGAUUGAGGUCAAAUAUAUGCCGAUAAAACUUUAGAUUUUCCCAAGUUCUUGGUAUGCAAAAUUCCGUACCAGGCGUGUGAUAAGCCACAAUCACUUGAGCGUUUUUUCCGUGAAGCAUACCAGGUAAUGAUAUGCACUACGCAUGAUUUCACGAAAAGCUUUAGUCUGCAUUUUGAGCGUUUCAACUGAUUUAUUACACAAAGAGUAUUGUUCUGUAGUUAUUUCCAAUGCUACGAGAAUGUUAAUGUACAAUAUAGAUUUAUGGCAUUUGCUCGGAAGCAUUUCAUUUACCUCAUUAUACGGGGCGUGGCAGAAGUACCGGAACGGCUCGAGAACCCUCUGAAAUACAUUUUAAGAGGAAAAUCUCCAAAUAGAAGGUCAACUUUAAAAUUUCAAAUAUAACCCCCACUUUUGAUUCCGGUAAUGAAACGGGCGGAAAAUUUUUCGUUCAAACAUGACUUUGGAUGAGCAUCAUAUUUCAAACUACCACUACCCGUCGGAAAGGGAUUUUAUGGGAAAAUGCUAAUAAAUGUUUAAGGAUUUAGCUCUUAAAGGGUGACCUUGGAUUUGAUAUUGACCUUCACCUUGAACGUACGCAAAUCAAUAUCUCUGUAUUUACGCUAAACCAUGCCAACUCUCGAUUGUUGAUAAAAUUUUGAAACAAUGGUAGUAAUACUAGUUGUAGCAAUGACGAAAAAUGCGUUACCUAGAGAAAAAUGUUGAAGAACAAAGUUGUAAGGUAUGAGAUUAGUCAUCUGAAGGUGAUAAUGAAUAUGACCUUGGUUAUGACCUUCAAGAUCACUUGAAUGUCAAGACACUUUUCUUAAGUGAAAACGCUUAUUUUUUGUACCUGAAAUGUGAACAGCGGGCAAAUUUACGUUCAGGCGUAUCUCUGCCUUAAACUUGAUCUUGAAAGUUUCACGGGUAUUUGGGGGUGUCUCAAAAGUAUGGAAAAUACACGAUAUCUUGAAAAAUAUAUUAAUUUUGCAUAGUUAAUGAACCUGACCAUGACCUUCAAGCUCAUUUCAAGUUAGCUCCUUACUUUUUCUCGGAGACAUAUAAAAGUAACAUUUUACGAUCAAGGUCACUAUCAUGUACUUGUCCGUCACAUUGACUAUGGUCUCCAAAGUAAUUUGAAGGUCAAAUGAAUUCUGUGACAGGAUACUGCAAUUCUUGCUUCCCGAACGAUAAUUUCACGUCCUACCAAAUCAUCAAUCAUCAUAAAACAUUCAAGGUCAACAUUUAAUCGGUGCUUUAAUCCUUGCAAUUUUGCUCUGGAACAUUUCCCUCUAGGUAGUACAUUUUCUUGUUAAUUUGGUUCUCCCCAUACCUUUUGGAAGCUCUAAAAUGAUCUUGAAGAUCAUAAUCAAGGUAAUGAACAAGGACUCACUUUAACGUAUAAUUUCUCGCUCGAUAUCUCCUGGGAAUCAAAAAUAGGUGUAUGCGUAUAAGAAAACAGUCGUGACCUUCAAAUGAUCUUGGAGUCAAGGUCACUUCCAAGGUCACUAUGACCCUUUUCAAACCUUUCAACAUUGUUCUACAAGUUUCUCCAGAAAACGUAUUUUUCUAGAUAUUUUGGCAGCUUUUAUAGAUACAUGCAACAUUAAUAUCUCGAAAUAACUUCCGAGGCCGGGAUUCGAACUCGCGAAUCUUCGAGGUGUUGUACUUGAUGCGAAACUUGACUACCCAGCCGUCAAAGUUUGAAUCAAAGGGUAUUACUACUGUGUUCAAGUGAGAGUAGAGAUGUGAGCGAAAACGAAAAAUCCCAUAACAUUACUAAACUUCGAUUUUUGUUCAGUUUCUCAUAAUUUUUGAGAUCCCGCAUAAAGAUGAUACAGAACUGAGAACGUGACGCUACUAGGAGAUCGUCAAACAUUUUUUCUAAGGGUAUAUGAUAUUUUUAUAAACUUUCUCUACAGCUUAUACUAUUUAGUAAUAUUCAUGAUAGUAUACUUUUGACUGCUAAUGUUAAAUCUCAAAUCGGUCUAGUCCAUACAAAUGCGAAACUUCCACCUUUAGCUUAGAGGAACAAAAUUAGUUAAAAGUAUGUUCUAUCAUUCAAUAAGAAAACAGCGACAAGACACUGAUAUCAUGGUACAUAUAAAAUUAGCUGAAUUACUAGUUAUAUAUCUUUCGUCUUAGAUCCAAAAUAGAGUACGAUGCAGGUUUUGAUAACGAAUAUUUCAUCAUAGUGAUUAAAAUCAGUAAUUGAUCUCAAUUAUCUAAGGGUAAAUAUCUUCUUACAUAUCAUGAAGACCCGAGAAACCACUCCAUACAUGUCUGAGCCUACGGGCUGAUCAGUGCACUCAGCUGCCAAUCUUACGCAAGGUAGUAAUAGCACCAUACUAUAAGGUUAUUGAAGAUUCAGUAAUCAGCAAUAAGUUAUUGUUAUUCCAACAUUUAAUUCAUAAAUUCAACAUAUCACUUUGAUAUAUACAUUUCUAAUAAUUCUUACAUAUUUUAUCGCACAUAUCAGUUCGUCAACAAAACCUGCAUCUAAUAACUAGGUGAAAAAUAUUCCAAAUAUUGUGAGAGACAAUAUUUACAUGUACUACUAGUAUUAGUGAUUAUUUUCUAAGUCUUUAAGAACAAGAAAUGUAGUCCAAGUGUCAAAAGUACACUUAUAGCGGCCACUAACUAUAAAAAUAUCGCGUAAGUGACUAUACUAAGUAUCACUCAUAGAUAAUUUGACUUAAUAGUCUUAAAUGUAUAACAGAUGAAAUGUGCAGCUUUGCCGGUCAUUGUGAAGUCUUUAGAUUUUGUUAGAGCCGUCACCAAAAAAAUAGAACUCUUUCCUCAUUAGUUUAAGCAGUGAAUCCAAAUAUUCCAUACGUGAUCUAUUUUAAUAUAUCUUUUCAAUAAAUCUCGAGAUUCAUAAAGAUCUUCUGAAUUUUAUGUUGAACCACACCAGUCUUGUCAAUUUGAUACACUAGUGAGGUGACAAUAUAUACGUGUAUAUAGAGACAUAUCAUUUGAAGCAGUUUAAAAAAAUAAAUCGAAAGAUAUCAUCUGUUACACAUCAGUGAUCAUUGGGGUUGAAAAAGUACAUAUACGCACAUCUCCCAUAGACAAAUAGUAUCAUGUAAGUAUAGGUAAUACAAUUCAAGCUGAUAGAUUAAGAGAUAAUGCUUCAAUCUGUGAAUCUCUUCAGUAAGCUACAAAAAACAAAAGGCAUUAUACCCUUAUUACCAUGUCUAAAAAGAAUCUGGAAUUUCUGAUGAGGCAAAAAUUGAAUGUUAGAAAGAAACGUCAUUUAAUAGUCGCAGAUUUAAAGCCUUGCCUUAACAUGUAAAUGCCCUAAACACCUAGACUAUAAGAAGCAUUGAAACCUUGCUACGUUGUUAUUUUAAAGGAACGAUUUUUUUGAAAACUUAGACAAUCAAUUACACUUUAGUUGCUUAAAGAUCAAUCGUCUUGAGUUGCAAAACUAAGAAAAUUUUCAGCUCCUAAGCUGUCCUGAGUAUCUAUGAAAGAAACUGUUACUUGAGACAAGACUUAAUUAUUGAUUUAAAAAAUGUAAAAACAUAUUUUGCGUAAGCUUUGUCUAUGCCUAAAAUGUAAUUCCUGGCAAAUGCAAAAAUUUCCUUAUUCAAUAAAACAUAUUUUCCAUAGGGUCAGCGAUAUUACUUUCAUAAACAUAGGUACUUUGAAUCUGCGGUGAAAUAUAGAAAGAGGCUAAUAAAUUUUUAAAAUCCUCGUUUUCAAACAUGUUCAAUUCGAAGGUACAUUGUAACUAGUACUUUUGGAAAUGACCACUGAUCUGAACUUCUUAUGGAAAUUGUAUUCUACUUGAAAAGCACUGCUGAUGAAAAAGACUAAAUCUGCGGAGAAUGUUCACCAAAAAAGGCACCGUCACUCUCUGACUAUGUGCAAUUGUGUAUGUAUAGUAAAAUGUAAAAAAACACUAUGAACAUAUUCUUACACCGUACACUUACGAUAGCGCUUGACUUUCGGUAACGUUCCUGGAUUUAAAUCCAGUUUUAUCCAUAUUGGAUAAAAAUAGAAAUAUCAACAAUUUUAGAAUGAGAAGCUUUCAAACUUAGUUAAUUUUAUAAUAAUAUUACAAAUAGCAGGUACAUGCGCCGCGUAGCCAGAAGCAUAAAUUCAGGUGCACCCCGAGUGCUAUAUGGAGCGUAAAGAUACCUUCUAUAUACUGUCUAGGGCUAUGAGAACUGGGACAGCCUCCAGACUGUUCCAUUAACUCACCAUCCUAGGGACAAAGGAGCGUCGUACCAACCAGUUCUACAGAGUUAGAAUGUUACGCAAAAUGAUGAAAAUAUCGAGAUUUUCCACGUCCGCUAAUGAUAUUGCUCUAAUCAUAAAUAUUAAUUGUGAUUCAAAAAAAUUUGCCGGAACUUUACCAAAAGUCGAAGUUAUCUGUACUACAAUGAUCUAAUCUAAUAAUUUCGUACGAUUUUUUACCAUAGCAUAGCUAUGACCUGGGUAAGUCUGUACCCGUAUCUCUUAGAGUGUUUAGUCUUAAACUAGAACGCUUGGCAAAUAAAAAAAAAACAAUACAGAAGCUUACCGAGAAAAAUGUAACAUGUGCUUGUUGAACACUUGUGAGCAUUGAAAUAAGUAGAUACUGUCUCAAAUAACAAUUAAGUUAAUCGAAAUCUUUGGAAACUCAUAUAAUCAGUAUGAAAGAAAACCACUAUCCGAUUCGCCCCGAUUUAACAUAAUCAAACAGAUAAAUAUGUUUACAAUGUCAAGUGUCCUAGUCCUAGUGAUAGAAAUUUUGUUUUUCUGCUCACAAGUGCAAGUUAUACAUACAUACCUUCUGAAUAUGAUAUAGUCUGUAGAGCAAACUCUAGAACCACUUUUCGGCUUUGGUCAUAUAUGCAUACAUAAAAGAAUAGAUAAUAUUUAACGCAAAUUAUGGUUAAUUUCAUUUUAUUUUGAAAGGUUAUAUGUUGAUAGAAACAUACUAACAUGUUAUCAUCUUGUCCAUCAACUUUGGAGUACAUAUGUACAGAUAUUUUUGCAUAUCAGAUAGAGCGGAAGUGUAUACUAUAUGGUUGAUCUAUUUCGUUCAAUUUUCAGGCACAUGAGCGCCCGCAGAGGGGAGUCGGGUGGCGUUUGAGUACCCAGUUGGACCUUAAAAGGAGGGGGCACAAACUUUACAGAAAUCAGUCACUUGUAAAUCUUGCCCAAACUUUGGGAAUCAGCUCGCCGGAGCAUCCUGGUCAACAGGCACUAAUGGGAUCUUAACAAUCCUAUGAAGCGUUUCCAUGAUACAAUACAAGGUGUGCCAAGCAUUCGAGAACAGUGUAUUGCUCCUAAGUAAAAAAUUAACUAUUUAUGGGUUAUUAUACAUGGUAUCCGAGGGCACAUUUCUAAAAUAAUCACUUAUACAGGUUAUUCCAGUUUUUUCCCACAUCAUAAAUAUUUUUUCUUAAAUACAAUAGAAUAAGCCUUUUUAAAAGAAUAUUGAUAUAACCUACUUACAGGUAUAGGUAUUGGGCAUUUUAUCUAAAAAAAUUCCGAAGUUUGACAACCUGCGUAUCUGCUGUCUUGACAGAUUGCAUUAGUAUGGGGAGAUAUUGAUGAAAACGUGGGUAGUUAGAAUUUGGAAAAUGUGACCACGGCCAUACCCUUCGAAGUCAUGUCAAGGUCAAUAUACUUCUUUUCGAUGAAACACUCCAUUCUUGAUUACAGAUAUAAAAAGAGGGGGAAAGUUGACCUUGACAGGACCUUGAAGGUUGUGGUUGUAGUCAAAUCUGCGAAAUUCUGACUACCUACGUUUUCUUUUCAUCAAUAUAUUAGCCUACAAUAAUUCAAACUGUGAAGACAGUUGAUAUGCAGGUUGUCGAACUUUGGUCUUGUUUUUAGAAAAAUACCCAAUAGCCCAAUAGUCAAUAAAAUCAGAAUCCAUUAGUGAUUUAUAUAUAACUUCUCUCUAAAGUUGAUUGUUUUCGGGGUAUAAGCGAUUUAAUAUUUGAAAAUGAGCAAGAUGUGUGUGUAAAUAUAAUAUGAAAAGAAUUGUUGCUAAAGUUCCUAAAUAUUCUUUAAACAUCCAUUAAGUGUUUGUUCGUACAGUGGUCGGUAACUUGUCGGUGACUGUGUCUGGGGUCUGGUCGUGUGAAUUCUGUCUAUAUAGCCUAGCAGAAUGAACGAAUUUUGUGUGGCGGGAACUUAGACAUGAUCACUGACAGGUUGAUGACAGCUGUACGAACAGGCCUUAAAGCUCCUACGUGUCAUGUGCGUAACAUGUACUGUAUCAUACUUGUAUGAUUCAGUAAAAGAUGUUACAUGAUGGGUCGUAGUUACCACAGCCCAUUGUCAAAAAUUUUACCGAGCGUUAAAUGUAAUAAUUCUUUGAGUGCACUACUAGCCUACCCAGGAUUUUGUCGUCCGUCAUAAAUAUUCAAAAUGCCAGCAACUGCUCCGCGUCCGUCCAACUGCGGUCGCACUUAUUUGGAAAUACAUGUAGUAACGGCGCUAAGCGAAAUUCGCGCGACAAUCGAGUGCGGAAAAGACACUUUCCGUAAGAGUUACGAACAAAAUUGUGUCUACCUGCGCGUAAAACGAGAAACAACAAUAUAUUGUAAAAAUGUAACCAAGUAUCAAAUUCAGUCAGUCAUCAGAAUAUGACAGCUUCAUUUCAUUUAUGUUUACAAUGACAUAUUGUAAGCAAUGAUUCAAUUUAACACCAGGUGACAUGAUUCUGCCAGGUAUCUUUUGAUGACACUUUUGACAAAGGGAUGACCUGGCAGAAACACACUGAAGCGAUGAAAAGCAAAAUCAAAAUUACGUUUCGACAACUCUAGAUCAUCAUCAAAAUUAAGUUUGAUCAACAAACCACAUCAAACAAAAGGCGCAGCUUCGUUACAUUCAAGCGGAAUCGCAAGGCAACCCUUUGUUGCGUGAGUCAGUAGUCUACACAGUCGAGCAAUUUCCCAAGCACACAAGAUCGCGGCUCGCACUGCGAAUAAAAUUGAAUCGUGUGUCUUUAGGUCCAACCAAAAUUACAAUUUUUAUACCACUAAUCUCUAAAUUAAAUGUAGGAUAAAUUGAAAAUUCCAUAAUACUUACUAAUAAAUAAUGCAAAAAAGCCAGAUCUGACAGACCUACUGACUUACGAUACUCUAGCUGAGAGCAAAAGUCAUAUGACAUUUUUACUUUUCGGCAGGCCGUGCGAAAAAGUAGCUUUGCCGCAAGACGGCCUAAUGUGACACAUGCCGAACCGAAAUGCGUGCGGAAAAGUGGUUCUUUCAGCACGCUGGUAAAAAAAAUAAGUUUUAAACAAUUUUAUUCAUCUUAGAAACCAGACUUUUUAGUACACAUGUAAAACCCUACAUAGAGGGAGAUACCUCUACUCUUUUUGAGAUAUUCACGCAGCAAAAGAACGUCAUAGAUCAACAGUAGGC